Molecule: messenger RNA, 4025 nt
Organism: Salvelinus fontinalis (brook trout)
Lineage: Eukaryota; Metazoa; Chordata; Actinopteri; Salmoniformes; Salmonidae
Product: beta-1,3-N-acetylglucosaminyltransferase lunatic fringe-like
Exons: 8
Coding region: 203-1366 (387 amino acids)
Biological process (GO): pattern specification process; regulation of Notch signaling pathway
Cellular component (GO): Golgi membrane
Molecular function (GO): O-fucosylpeptide 3-beta-N-acetylglucosaminyltransferase activity
Source: RefSeq, a predicted model, not a curated record
AGAAUGGAACAGUCCAGUAAUAUAGAGAGAGACGGAGUGAGAGAGUGAGAGAAGCAAACCAGGAUGAACAGCCAGAUGUCUCCCUAGUCUGUGAGUUUUGUCGCAGUGGAAUAGACGUGCACUUUUAUUGUCAAUGCUUGCACUGCUCGCCAUUGUAUGGGAUUAUAAACAGUCUAUUUUAGAUUUGUAAACGUGUAGCAAGAUGUCAAAAGGCGUCUGGAGGAAGCGCGCCCUCUCCACGACUGGAGAAGCCUUGUUCACCUGCCUCGUGAUGAUGUUUCUUCUCGUCGCCGUUCUCAAACACCAGGGGACUCUCGUGGAGGAAGGUUCCCCCGGGAGAGAGUUCGGGACUCGCUCCCUGCAAAGUUUAAACAGCAUGAAUAAUAAUGACAAAACUGUUAACCAAGCUCCAGGCGAGGAUCGGGUCGGGGAGAAAUGUCAGGCUACCCAGGUCAAGGGUUUCUCAGCGUACUUCAGUGAGUUGAGUCGGGGGAAGCGGGCGGUGGAGCACAGAGCGGUGAAGGCUAGUGAUCCUACACCGGUGGAGGAGCUCAGUCCGGCGGAUGUGUUCAUAGCGGUGAAAACCACCAAGAAAUACCACCACACCAGGCUGGACCUACUGCUGGACACGUGGAUCUCUACAAACAUGCUACAGACGUACGUAUUCACCGACGGAGAAGAUGACAGGCUGAGGAAGAGGAUGGGGAGUCACAUGAUCAAUACUAACUGUUCAGCGGCUCACAGUCGCCAGGCUCUGUCCUGUAAAAUGGCCGUCGAAUACGACACCUUCAUCAGCUCUGGCAAGAAGUGGUUCUGCCACGUGGAUGAUGAUAACUACGUGAACAUACGUCCCCUUGUGAAGCUCCUGUCUCACUACAGCCACGCCCACGAUGUCUACAUUGGCCGGCCUAGCCUCGACCGACCACUAGAAGCCACCGAGAGGUUUGGCGACUCCCACACGCGUCCAGUGCGUUUCUGGUUUGCCACAGGAGGUGCAGGGUUCUGUGUUAGUCGAGGUCUCGCCCUCAAGAUGAGCCCCUGGGCCAGUGGCGGUAAUUUCAUGACAACAGCUGAUCGUAUUCGUCUCCCUGACGACUGUACGGUUGGUUACAUCAUCGAGGCGUUGCUAGGGGUGGGUCUUAUCCGCUCCCCACUGUUCCACUCUCACCUGGAGAACCUUCAGCUGGUGUCACCGACACAGAUACAACACCAGGUGACUCUGAGUUAUGGAACGUUUGAUAGUAAGAGAAACAUAAUCAACGUAAGAGGAGCGCUCUCAUUGGACGAAGACCCUACCAGGUUCAGGUCUGUCCAUUGUGUCUUAUACCCAGACACUCCGUGGUGUUCAGCCCUGACCUGGUACUGAGGUACUGACCCCACCAAUCCAGAGACACAGAAAGAGGGGAGAAGACGAGAGAGGGAGCAAAGACACGGAGGGAGCGAUGGACAGAGGAGAGAGAAGUGGAGAAGAGGGACUAGAGAUAUUGAUGAAUGGAUAGACAGAGGAGAGAAGACUGACUAGAGAUAUAGAUGAAUGGAUAGACAGAGGAGGAGAAGAGGGACUAGAGAUAUUGAUGAAUGGAUAGACAGAGGAGGAGAAGAGGGACUAGAGAUAUUGAUGAAUAGAUAGACAGAGGAGGAGAAGAGGGACUAGAGAUAUUGAUGAAUGGAUAGACAGAGGAGGAGAAGAGGGACUAGAGAUAUUGAUGAAUGGAUAGACAGAGGAGGAGAAGAGGGACUAGAGAUAUUGAAGAAUGGAUAGACAGAGGAGGAGAAGAGGGACUAGAGAUAUUGAUGAAUGGAUAGACAGAGGAGGAGAAGAGGGACUAGAGAUAUUGAUGAAUGGAUAGACAGAGGAGGAGAAGAGGGACUAGAGAUAUAGAUGAAUGGAUAGACAGAGGAGGAGAAGAGGGACUAGAGAUAUAGAUGAAUGGAUAGACAGAGGAGGAGAAGAGGGACUAGAGAUAUAGAUGAAUGGAUAGACAGAGGAGAGAAGAGGAGAAACAAAGUCAUUAUUGUCCCUCUGUAUGGAUUCAGAAUGAGACCCUGAUGUCAUGAUACGGUUCCUUCUGACCAUAGAACGGUUUUCUCAAGCUCUCAUGUCCUAUUUGGUGUCAAAUAGUUUUGGGGUUCCUAGGGCCUCUGGGGCACCUCGUGGGACGACACUGGAUCUCUCCGUCACCGGAUCCUUACGCCCUCUAACCCUUGACCUCUAACCCCUAGUCCCUCCCAGAGAGGCCUGGUGGGGAGAAGAGCGCGAUGUCGUUGUGAAGUUGCUGAUUGCAGAUGGCUCUGUGUUGGCCGACGGUGCAGCUCUAACAGAGGGACUGUUUAAAGCCACGGUGCUGUUGUGUCUCUGUAGCCUGAGUGCCAGUAUUCUUUGUGCUGUCAUCAACUCCUUGUCACUAACUCAAUGUCACGUUCGGCUCGUCCAUGACAGCAGUGUAGUUGGCAUGGUAAUACAAACAGAUCUGGGACCAGGUUAUCUAUUGUGUGAGUAGAAGUUGUCAUCUUUUCCCCCCCUUGGUUGCUAAGGACAAUGGUUCUACAUCCUCUUUGGGGUUCAACAUUUCUCUUCCUGCAUCUUGGAGACUGAAGGAAAUACAAAUUGUCUACUGUUUUUGUUUUUUUCUUCUUCUCUAUAUUCUUCCCAAUAGUAACGUUUAUUGUGGAUUUUAAAAGAGUAAUGUCAGCAGACUCUGGAUCUCUACAGACCAGUGAAGUGGUGUGUUUUAAUGUCAGCAGACUCUGGAUCUCUACAGACCAGUGAAGUGGUGUGUUUUAAUGCUCAGACUCUGGAUCUCUACAGACCAGUGAAGUGGUGUGUUUUAAUGUCAGCAGACUCUGGAUCUCUACAGACCAGUGAAGUGGUGUGUUUUAAUGUCAGCAGACUCUGGAUCUCUACAGACCAGUGAAGUGGUGUGUUUUAAUGUCAGCAGACUCUGGAUCUCUACAGACCAGUGAAGUGGUGUGUUUUAAUGCUCAGACUCUGGAUCUCUACAGACCAGUGAAGUGGUGUGUUUUAAUGCUCAGCAGACUCUGGAUCUCUACAGACCAGUGAAGUGGUGUGUUUUAAUGUCAGCAGACUCUGGAUCUCUACAGACCAGUGAAGUGGUGUGUUUUAAUGUCAGCAGACUCUGGAUCUCUACAGACCAGUGAAGUGGUGUGUUUUAAUGCUCAGACUCUGGAUCUCUACAGACCAGUGAAGUGGUGUGUUUUAAUGCUCAGACUCUGGAUCUCCACAGACCAGUGAAGUGGUGUGUUUUAAUGGUCAGACUCUGGAUCUCUACAGACCAGUGAAGUGGUGUGUUUUAAUGCUCAGACUCUGGAUCUCUACAGACCAGUGAAGUGGUGUGUUUUAAUGGUCAGACUCUGGAUCUCUACAGACCAGUGAAGUGGUGUGUUUUAAUGUCAGCAGACUCUGGAUCUCUACAGACCAGUGAAGUGGUGUGUUUUAAUGUCAGCAGACUCUGGAUCUCUACAGACCAGUGAAGUGGUGUGUUUUAAUGUCAGCAGACUCUGGAUCUCUACAGACCAGUGAAGUGGUGUGUUUUAAUGCUCAGACUCUGGAUCUCUACAGACCAGUGAAGUGGUGUGUUUUAAUGUCAGCAGACUCUGGAUCUCUACAGACCAGUGAAGUGGUGUGUUUUAAUGCUCAGACUCUGGAUCUCUACAGACCAGUGAAGUGGUGUGUUUUAAUGCUCAGAUUCUGGAUCUCUACAGACCAGUGAAGUGGUGUGUUUUAAUGCUCAGAUUCUGGAUCUCUACAGACCAGUGAAGUGGUGUGUUUUAAUGUCAGCAGACUCUGGAUCUCUACAGACCAGUGAAGUGGUGUGUUUUAAUGCUCAGACUCUGGAUCUCUACAGACCAGUGAAGUGGUGUGUUUUAAUGGUCAGACUCUGGAUCUCUACAGACCAGUGAAGUGGUGUGUUUUAAUGCUCAGAUUCUGGAUCUCUACAGACCAGUGAAGUGGUGUGUUUUAAUGCUCAGAUUCUGGAUCUCUACAGACCAGUGAAGUGGUGUGU